GUGGUGAAUAAGCCAGACAAUCACGGGGGCAGUCUGGACUGGACRAAGAUCUGUGAGAGGUCCUCUAAGGUCAUCACCUUUAUAGAUCUGGCCGGCCACGAGAAGUACCUGAAAACCACUGUGUUUGGAAUGACCGGACACCUACCAGACUUCUGUAUGCUCAUGGUGGGCAGUAAUGCAGGUAUUGUAGGGAUGACCAAGGAGCAUCUAGGUUUGGCUCUAGCCCUGAAUGUACCAGUCUUUGUAGUGGUCACCAAGAUCGACAUGUGUCCAGCCAACAUCCUAGCAGAGACACUGCAUCUGUUACAGAGGUUACUGAAGUCCCCAGGAUGUAGAAAGAUCCCUGUACUGGUUCAAAACAAAGAUGACGUUAUCGUCACUGCAUCCAACUUCAGCUCAGAGAGGAUGUGUCCAAUCUUCCAGCUCUCCAAUGUAACAGGAGAGAACAUGGAUCUUCUGAAGAUGUUCCUCAACCUACUGUCUUCUAAAACCUCCUAUAAAGAAGAUGAGCCUGCCGAGUUCCAGAUCGAUGACACCUACUCAGUACCGGGUGUGGGCACCGUAGUAUCCGGCACUACGUUACGUGGAUUGAUACGACUGAAUGACACGCUGCUGCUCGGCCCAGACCCCCUGGGCAGUUUCCUCUCUAUCGCUGUCAAAUCUAUCCACCGCAAGAGGAUGCCUGUCAAAGAGGUCCGGGGGGGACAGACCGCCUCCUUCGCACUCAAAAAGAUCAAGCGUUCCUCCAUCAGGAAGGGGAUGGUGAUGAUCUCUCCCAGACUAACACCUCAGGCUACCUGGGAGUUUAUGGCUGAGAUACUGGUCCUGCACCACCCCACCACCAUAUCACCACGAUACCAGGCUAUGGUGCACUGUGGCAGCAUCAGACAGACAGCCACCAUUCUGACCAUGAACAGAGACUGUCUACGUACCGGGGACAAGGCCUCAGUCCACUUCAGAUUCAUCAAGACCCCUGAGUACCUCCACACAGACCAGAGACUGGUGUUCAGAGAGGGACGAACCAAGGCUGUGGGCACCAUCACCAAGCUGCUCCAGUCAGUCACCAAGGCACAGCAGGCCAAGAUGCAGUCCACUAAGAAGGGCACCACGUCAGCCAAUGAGGAGGCAGGAUCCGCACCGCGGCCCGACAGCCCCAACGCAGGACAGCUACCGCCCAAGUCAGGAAGGUGGAGCAGGAGGAGAGGUGGGUUCAGCCGGACCUUCAGGCUCUAG
Salvelinus sp. IW2-2015 is the source of this 1233-nucleotide messenger RNA. Its product is annotated as GTP-binding protein 1. The record is from RefSeq and is a predicted model, not a curated record. Gene Ontology annotation, molecular function: translation elongation factor activity; GTPase activity; GTP binding. Gene Ontology annotation, biological process: translational elongation. Lineage: Eukaryota; Metazoa; Chordata; Actinopteri; Salmoniformes; Salmonidae.